This is a messenger RNA of Hemisphaericaspora subhashii, 1059 nucleotides long. Its product is annotated as exosome non-catalytic core subunit. The transcript has a single exon. Lineage: Eukaryota; Fungi; Ascomycota; Pichiomycetes; Serinales; Debaryomycetaceae. Gene Ontology annotation, cellular component: cytoplasmic exosome (RNase complex); nuclear exosome (RNase complex). The record is from RefSeq and is a predicted model, not a curated record. Gene Ontology annotation, biological process: nuclear polyadenylation-dependent mRNA catabolic process; nuclear mRNA surveillance; U5 snRNA 3'-end processing. The coding region runs from base 1 to 1059 and encodes 352 amino acids.
AUGGCUGAUUUGAAACAAGUAUUAUUUACACCUGAUGUGUUAUCAAGGAUAGCACCAGACGUAGCAUUACAAAGACAUCUUUCAAUUGGAAUUAGACCAAAUUUACGUAAUUUCUUAGAAUUCAAUCCCAUUGAAAUUGCUCAAACUAAUCAACUAACUGAUAAUAAUAAUAAUAUCUUUACAUCAUCGAUAAUCAAGAGUGGACUGACUACUAUUAUAAAUACUAUUACUUUAGGUGUAGUAGAAGAUUUCCAAGAAGAUCAUGAAGGGAGAUAUAGUUCAGUAUAUCCAGUAGUUGAAGUAUUAAGAGGGAGAUUAGGUGCACCAACUGAUGAAGAAAUGGUAUUAGCACAGAAUUUAUAUGAAACAUUAUAUCAUUCUAAAAUAAUCCCUAGUGAAUCAUUGAAAAUAAAGAAUUAUGGUAUUGCCGUUAAACAAGAAGGAGGAGAUGAAACUAUUUAUUAUCCUGAUUUAAAUAAAGAAGAAUGGGAAUAUAUAAAUACUUCAUCAACUCAUAGUAAAUCAUAUUCAUUUGUAUUAAGUUCAUCAAUAAAGAUCUAUUCUAAAACUACUAGCAUUAAUAGUUUAUUUGAUUUAUGUUAUUUAUCAAUGAUUGAUGCAUUAAAGAAAUUAAGAUUACCAAGAAUCUAUUUAUCCGAUUCAUUACAAACUAAAAUAUCAAUGAAAUCAAGAAGAUCAAAUACAAGAGGUUUAAUUAAUAUUAAUAGAAGAAAUAAUAAUUUAAAUAUUGAUUUACAUCAAGAUUUAUAUUGUGAUAUUAAAUUAAAUAAUGUUAAUGAAAUAUCAAGUAAUAAUUUUGGAGUUAUUAAGGAUGAAAAUAACAAUGUGAUUAUGUUAGCUGAUUUAGAAGGUGAAGUUGAAGAAGUAAGUAUAUUAUCAAGAUUAUCAAUUAUUACUAAUAAAAAUGGUAUUAUUAAUAAAAUAAGUUUAAUUAAUGGUGAUGAUGGUAACGAUAAUAAUGAUUGUUAUUUUAAUCUUGAUUUAUUAAGAGAUGCAAUUGAAAUUAGCAAAAAGAGAAGUAGUGAAGGUAUAGUAUAA